Molecule: messenger RNA, 1275 nt
Organism: Penicillium cataractarum
Lineage: Eukaryota; Fungi; Ascomycota; Eurotiomycetes; Eurotiales; Aspergillaceae
Gene: ppe1
Product: putative ribosomal protein/carboxylic ester hydrolase (Ppe1)
Exons: 5
Coding region: 1-1275 (424 amino acids)
Biological process (GO): protein demethylation
Molecular function (GO): protein methylesterase activity
Source: RefSeq, a predicted model, not a curated record
AUGAGCGAGCUCCAGAAGUCCUUUGCAAAGGCUAAAUUGGGAAAGCUUCCCCCGGAAGUACCCAUGUUUCACCCAAUGGAUAUUCCGGAAGAACAUCACGAAGAGGAUGGCUCUUCCGCCUCCUCGGUCUCUUCGACGGGGACUUUAAUGCCCCCCCCCACGAGGAAUCUAUUUGCUCGAAGGAGCAGCGCACAAUCAAUGCAAUCACUGUCUUGGACAGACUUCUUCAGUCAAGAAUUAUUUCUCCCCGAGGAGGCCGAUGGAAUUCAAAUUAUCCACCAUGUGUAUUUGACUCCACCUUCGCAAUCCGGCCCAUUAUUCGUUAUGCAUCACGGCGCAGGUUCGUCAGGCCUCUCAUUUGCAACUUGUGCAGAAGAGCUCCGGAAACUCCUUCCGAAAGCUGGUGUGUUGUCCCUUGAUGCGAGAAGCCAUGGCCGUACCACUAUGACUCCAACAUCAAAGCCUCUCGAUCAUGACAGCCCUUCCACUGGAGCGGCUGCUCGGGCGGAGGCUGAUGGGAAGGUUGGACUCGAUCUCAGUCUAGAUACUCUAAGCCGUGACCUCAUCUUUGUCGUUCGCGAGACCCAGGCCAAGAUGGGCUGGGAGAAUCUCCCAGAUAUUGUGCUCGUCGGUCAUAGUCUCGGUGGCGCAGUCAUUACUGAUGUGGCUAAGAAAGGUGAACUUGGUUCAAAGCUACUGGCGUAUGCAGUUCUGGAUGUUGUUGAAGGAUCCGCCAUGGACGCCCUCCAAAGCAUGGAGAAUUAUCUCUCAACCCGACCAACCCGGUUCCCUUCGCUAACAUCAGGAAUUGAGUGGCAUACUCGUUCCCGAACAAUUCGAAAUCACACCUCAGCCCGAGUCUCCGUCCCAUCUCUCAUAUACGAAGAGACCGAGCCAACCGAUCCCUCCCGUCCAUGGGUAUGGCGCACAAACCUCUCCGCCACGAAGCCCUUCUGGGAGAACUGGUUCAUAGGAUUGAGUCGCAAGUUCCUCGACGCGCGGGGUGGCAAGCUGUUGCUGCUAGCAGGAACGGAUCGAUUAGAUAAAGAGUUGAUCAUUGGACAGAUGCAAGGAAAAUACCAGCUUCAAGUCUUCCCAGAAGCAGGCCAUUUCAUUCAAGAAGACCAACCGAGUAAGACGGCGCAGGUUUUGGCUGAUUUCUACAGGCGUAAUGAUCGAAGUGCGUUGGUGCUCCCGCCCAAGGUGGGCGAUUUGCAGGCUGCUGCUGCGAUGAAGAAAGGCGCUGGCGCCUUUGAGAAAGGACAUACCAAGUAG